AUGUCGUCGGGAACUGCGAAGCCAGCCUCCUCGGGGUCUGAUUCGGAUCCCUACACUGCGGUGGACCAGAGGAAGCGCAAGAGGAUGGAAUCCAACCGGGAGUCGGCCAGGAGGUCCCGGAUGAGGAAGCAACAGCACCUAGGCGAGCUGAUGGGCCAGAUGGCUCAGACCAAGGACGAGAACACCCGGAUCGCAAUGCAGAUCAACGCACUGGAGCAGCAGUUCUCCAAGAUCGAUUCCGAGAACUCUGUCCUCACGGCUCAGGUAGUGGAGCUCACCGAUAGGUUGCAGUCCCUCAACUCCGUGCUCCGCUUUGUCGAGGAGUUCAGCGGGAUGGCUCUGGACAUCCCCGAUCUCCCCGACCCGCUCCUGAGGCCGUGGCAGCUUCCCUGCCCUUCUCAGCUUAUCACGGCGUCCGCCAACAUCUUCCAGUGCUAG
Messenger RNA from Spirodela intermedia, 438 nucleotides. The record is from the annotation of a GenBank genome assembly. NCBI's taxonomy places the organism in Eukaryota, Viridiplantae, Streptophyta, Magnoliopsida, Alismatales, Araceae.